AACAGAUAUUCAAAAUUUAUGAUAGUUGUAUGUUUCAAAACGAGUGCACCAUCAUGAGUCCCAGUGGCGCCCUGAGCGUGACGAAGCCGAUUUUGUGCAUUGGCCGCUUGUCGAUAGACUUAUUAACCGUGUGCGCUAAUGGAUCCGACGCAGGUGCCCUGCACAGCUGCUUGGAGGCACAAUGGCGUCGUGGUGGACACUCGAGCAAUGUGAGCAUCCAGCUGCAUAUGCUGGGCGCCCAAGUGGAGUUCUUCGGCAUGCUGAGUCGUUCCAGUUUACUGAUAGAAAUGCUGCAGGAAAUGCGUCGAUGCAACAUCGAAUUGAGCCACUGCCCCCGGACGGAUGAGGAGCCGGACAUCAGCACGAUUUGGAAAGCUCAAAAGACAGGCUGUCGCACUAUUCUGUACAGUGAUAGUCAAAAGUUUCCAUAUGUAACAUUCGAGGACUUCAAGCUGCUCGAUCUUGGAGUCUACGGCUGGGUGCACUUUGAGGCACGUAAUGUGAGAGAAACAAUUCGAAUGAUGCGUGCCGUAUGGGAUUAUAACAAUGGACGCACUGCAGCAGAGCGCAUACUCAUCUCGCUAAAGGUGACAUAUGAUGUGUGCUUCAAAGAGAUCAUCGAUCUCUUCGAUAUGUGCGACUUUGUGAUAUUCUCCAGGCAGCUGGCUCAGCAGCUGGGCUGGCAGACGCCUAAGGAGACCUGCCUGCAACUGGAUAAGAAAUUUUCCCUGCCACGCAGCUUUCAUGUGCGCCGACCCUGUCUGAUUUGUGGAUGGGGUCUCAGUGGUUCCGGCUGCCUGGAUGCGCUGGGUAAAUACUACGAACUGCCUGCCAAUAUAUGCGGUGAUCCUGUGGACGCUUAUGGCGCCGGGAAUUGCUUUGCAGCAGCUGUCAUCUAUGCUCUCUACUUGCGCCAGAUGACUCUUCCAGAUGCUGUCGCCUUUGGCAAUCGUUUGGCUGGCCAUAAGGUAACCAGCUCUGGUUACAAUCACCUCUCUAAGCUCAACACUUUUCCCGUUGAUACGGUGCAUGAUGACACGCAUCGAGCCAGCAAUAUGCCGGAAGACGAGGAAGUCGAUGGGCAUAUCUCGAGAAAGUAUCUGGAGCGCAGCAUCGAGAGUAGCAAUGGUGUAUUAUCCACCAAGCUAUUGCAGCCAUUCAAUCCUAAUGACUAUAAAAUGUCGAGCCCUUAGACAAGACUGUUUCUGAGCCAAUCCUUGAAACUGCGAAUACUAUAUUAUAUACAUAAAGUAAUAUGUGU
Molecule: messenger RNA, 1261 nt
Organism: Drosophila grimshawi
Lineage: Eukaryota; Metazoa; Arthropoda; Insecta; Diptera; Drosophilidae
Product: ketohexokinase
Exons: 1
Coding region: 30-1193 (387 amino acids)
Source: RefSeq, a predicted model, not a curated record